This is a messenger RNA of Tetranychus urticae (two-spotted spider mite), 2017 nucleotides long. RefSeq names its product protein maelstrom homolog. Gene Ontology annotation, molecular function: sequence-specific DNA binding. Gene Ontology annotation, biological process: spermatogenesis; negative regulation of DNA-templated transcription; male meiotic nuclear division. Gene Ontology annotation, cellular component: nucleus; P granule. The record is from RefSeq and is a predicted model, not a curated record. Lineage: Eukaryota; Metazoa; Arthropoda; Arachnida; Trombidiformes; Tetranychidae.
GCUGUGCUACCCUGGCAACGAGGCACAUAAACUUAAUUUUUCUAAACUACAUCUAAUUGUUCAAAAUUUGUUAUCUAAUUAACCAGUAACCAAUUCUGUUCCUGUGUUUUUUUCAAUUGUCAUUAGUGUCCAAAUUUGAUUAAUCACACCUUGAGAAAUCGUCAUCAUGGGUAAACAAAAGUCUUCGGCUUUUUGGUGGUUUAUGGUUCAUCUUCAGAAGGAAGAAUACUAUAAAACGAAAAAAUUACUAUCGAUACCACAAGUAAGUGGACCUGCUGGAGAUAAGUGGAAGAAGAUGUCUCCGGAGGAAAGAAAACCAUUUAUUGAUAAGGAUAAAGAAUACAAAGCUGGAGAAAGAUAUCCUUUGAGAGAUUUUGCUCAAGAAAUGGCAAACCGAAAAGUCAAAGUUGAGCCAAGUUCGAUUAAACCAGAUCCAGAUGUCCCUAUCUCCAGACCCGAAUCUCGAUCUUCAAGUGCAAGUGUCAUAGUUACUGUAGAACAGUGCAGAAGAAAAAAGUUGACUGAUUCUUUGAGAAAAUUUAUCGAGAGUGCUGAUGAUGAAAGAAUUAUCAACCAAAAAUUUUACUUCAUUGCUUCAAAUGUAUUAUGUGCCACUAGGAAGGAAGUAGAAGGAAGUGAUGAAUGCGUCUAUGAAGAUACUUAUUAUCCGAUGGAAAUUGGAAUUGCUGAAUGGUGUAUCUCUGAGGGCAUAACAUUUUUCAUCAAUAAAUUCACAGACCCUGGAAAGACGCCCACUGCUAUGGCCAGAGUAGUUAAGGAACAUGCAAAAAAACACGAAAUAGAAACAUCUGAUCUAAGUGUUGCCAUUGGCUGUACCAAGGACUUACUCACUGGAGAAUAUGAUAUGGAUAAAAGAAGAAAGGAAUUCGACGAUCUAGUUUGUGAUUUACAUGAUAUUUUUAACAAUUCAAUAAUUGAUGAAGUAUAUAUUGAUGAAGGGAAAGCUGUAAAAAUUAUAUUCUCCGAAGCAGACCAAAUUUGGCAAAACAAAGGUUGUUUAAAAAAAAUUGCUCAAGAGGCUGGUUUAGAGCGUUUUACAGAAGGAAUUGAAGUUCUGGAUUGUGCUGAUCUCUUUUUCUUUUUGAGCCAAAAGAAAGGAUACGGAAUCAAACCUCUUCUUCUUGAUAUGCUUGAUGGUUCGAAAUACGAUUAUGAUGGACGCUGUGAUUACCAUACAAACAAGGAUACACGUUACUGUGCUUUAACGGUGGCCAAAAAACACUGUUGGCUAAUUUCUGAACAUCUUUGUAAGCUUUAUGAAGUUGAGGUUAAGCCAGAACAUCUUCCAUUAGAGCUUAGGUCAGCCCCUGUAAUAGAAGAGGACGAUUGGUGCAACUUCAACAAAGAAAUAACUACGUCUAAAUUUCCUCAAAGAAGAAGAUAUUUCGAUGAAGAUUUCGAUGAGCCAGCAAGACCUGUCAGCGAAACUAAUACUAUUUCUUGGCCUACUUCAGUGGGUCGUGGAUCAGCUAGAAACUUGCCAAGUGAUAAUACAUCUUUUAAAAGAGAAGCACCCAGCCCUAGGAAUGGUACACACUCUUUCCCUGCUACUGAUGUUAGAUUAAUCGAGGGCACGUUGAAAGCAGAACCCAGUGUAACACCUUCAACAUCAUCUUCAUCAGGACACUCGAACGGUGACCACUUACCAAGACUACCUGGUCAAGAACCAUGCACUUCACCCUUCAGAUCUCGAGAUGAUAGGAAUAACGGAUCAUCAAACAAUGGAGAUGUUAAACCAUCUGUUCCCGAUAUACCAAGACCAUUAGGUAGAGGACGAGCUCGUCAAUCUAGACCUAACUUCUAACGUGUUCUUUAGUUAUUGAAUUUUUUUCUAUUGAUAUUUUUUUCAUUAAAUUGAGCAUUUGAUUUAAUUAGUUAUCUAACAGCUUAAUAAAUUAUAUAGCUGUCCAGUUUUCAUCUUUUCAUGAUUUCAUGUUUCAUUUCCACUUAUUGCUUAUAAAUGUUUCAUUGCAAUAAUUAAAGUUAUUCAUAUUCA